AGUACAUCAGUAUUUUUUCUAUAAAAUAUAUUGCUUAAUCUCUCCUUCUCUCUCUUUUUCCUUUCUCUAUCUUUUUUGUAUAAAUAAUAAUAAUAAAAUUAAUAAUGGGUGCAAACAUGUCAAAGGCGUUGGCCAAGAUAUUCGGUACCAAAGAAAUGAGAAUCCUAAUGUUGGGAUUAGACGCCGCAGGCAAAACUACCAUUCUGUAUAAACUAAAGUUGAAUCAAUCCGUUACUACCAUACCCACUGUUGGAUUCAACGUAGAAUCCGUUACAUACAAAAACGUCAAAUUCAACGUAUGGGAUGUGGGAGGACAGGAUAAAAUCAGAAACCUUUGGAGGCAUUAUUACACAGGAACCCAAGGCUUGAUUUUUGUGAUUGAUUGUCAGGACCGUAAUCGAAUUGAGGAAGCAAGACAAGAGUUAUAUCGCAUCAUUUCUGAUCGUGAAAUGAAGGACUGUUUACUAUUAAUAUUCGCAAAUAAGCAAGAUUUACCAGGCUCUUUUACACCGGCUGAAGUCACAGAUAUAUUAGGUUUGGCAAAGCUGCGAGAACGAAUCUGGUACGUUCAUCCUUCUUGUGCAACUACCGGGGAUGGCUUAUUUGAAGGGUUAAAUUGGUUGAGUCAAAAUGUAAAAGCGAUAUAUAAAUAAAUUUCAUACAACUAUUUUUUUUUCC
Mucor mucedo is the source of this 678-nucleotide messenger RNA. Its product is annotated as CPS1 protein. The transcript is spliced from 2 exons. Gene Ontology annotation, molecular function: GTP binding; GTPase activity. NCBI's taxonomy places the organism in Eukaryota, Fungi, Mucoromycota, Mucoromycetes, Mucorales, Mucoraceae. Bases 105 to 653 code for a protein of 182 amino acids. The record is from RefSeq and is a predicted model, not a curated record. Gene Ontology annotation, biological process: vesicle-mediated transport; intracellular protein transport. Gene Ontology annotation, cellular component: cytoplasm.